This is a messenger RNA of Anguilla rostrata (American eel), 6093 nucleotides long. RefSeq names its product NHS-like protein 3. Gene Ontology annotation, biological process: cell differentiation. Lineage: Eukaryota; Metazoa; Chordata; Actinopteri; Anguilliformes; Anguillidae. The record is from RefSeq and is a predicted model, not a curated record. The transcript has 8 exons. Bases 161 to 4555 code for a protein of 1464 amino acids.
AGAACUUCGCGGAGGAUCCACGUUUCGUGUUUCGCGUUGAUGAAGAGGACUCCACAUCAACAAAUUAAACUCUGGAUCCGUCCAAAGUUUUUUGGGAAGGAAACAGAUUAAGGUACUGAAUCCUCCCUUCUAUGUUUCGCGAGCCGGCGGCGUUACGGGGAUGUCCCUGCAGCGCUCGGUGGGGGACCUGGUCCCCCAGGACAUCGCGGAGAUCCUGGCGCGGGAGCGGCACGGCAGCAAGGGCCGGAAGCGCCGCGGCGGCUCGCUGGGCCGCGCCUUCCGCUGGCUGAAGGCCCGCCGGAAGAAGAAGGGCGCGGCCGCCGGCGGCGGCGGCGCCAACGGGCUGGCGAGGGUGGCGGGAGACGGCAGGGUGGGGAAGCACGCCCACCAGCACGGCCACGACGCGGCCAAAGGUCUUCCUAAACAGGAGCAGGAGACUAGGCCCAGCCUCUCUCCGCUGUACCCAGAGAAUGUUUUCGUCGAGGGCGACCGGCCUCAGUUCCUGCAGGACCUGCACACUGAGGCCCAGGAGGGGCUCAAAAUCCAGCAGCAGGAGGAAAAUGGGAUGGACUACCAGGAUGACGAGAGCAUGGUUUCUACGACCACCCUGCAGACGGGGGAUGACACCAGCCUGGCCAGCAGCAUGAGAACCGUGGGGUCCGGGGACACCACCGACGCCAUGUCAUCCGUCUCCACGGUUUCUGGCGUUUCUGCCGUUUCCCCGGUUUCCGAAGUCUCUGCCGUUUCCGUUGCCUCCACUGCUUCCACCAGGUCCUCGCGCCUCACGCGGUCAGGGCUCACCAGGCAAGCCUCCACCUUCAAGCCCCUGAGUGGCAGCAGGAGGCCAGAGAAGGGCAGGAGGCGCAGCAAGCGGGCCACGGUGGCGGGGAUCCCCCAGCACGUCCAGAGGGAGCUGGGGCUGGACAGGGAGCGCUGGCAGACCUCGCCCACGGAGGGGCAGCUGCCGAACGGGCAGGACGUGGAGGAGGAAGUGGACGUGCUGCCGGACCCCGGCGGCACCCCGGAGGGCGUGCGGAUCCACCUGGCGGCGCUGGAGGGGCUGGAGUCCGCCGAGGAGCAGCAGCUGCUCCGGCGCCACCUGCAGGCGGUGUACCGCGACGACCUGGCCAUGGCGCGCACCGCCGGGCCCCGCCUCUCCCCGGGCCGCCGCGUCAAAUCCGUGGCGGUCCCGGGCUUGACCACGGCCGCGCCCGCCACCCUGUCCGCCGCCCCCCCGCCCGCCAGCAGCCCGGCGGACCCCUACCCGUCCAGCCCGGUCAUGUACAUCUCCCCCCAGGCCACCUACAUGUCCAAGAUCAUCCCCAACGCCGUGCUGCCCGGCGACGUGGACGUGAUCGAGAUCAGCAGGAAGGGGCGGAGCCGGGGCAGCAUGCGCACGCUCAGCAAGACCAGCCUGACCGCGCCCAGCCCCGCCCUCUCCCGCGCCUCCUGGACCGGCUCCGACUCCUCCCACACCGUCGUCUCCGACUCCUCCACCAUUUCCUCGGGCGGGGGGCGUGGCCGGCGGAAGAAGCAGGGGGCGGGGCCUCCGGGCGGAGCGCACCCGGCCAGCCCGGACCAGGUGAGCCUGCACAGCUCCAUCAGCUACUCCAGCAACAUCACCUCCGUCAGCCAGGUGGGCGGGGACAGCCGCAGGAGCGACGCCUAUUUCGGGCGGAGCCUGUCGGUGAAGAAGACGAAGAAGGACCCGCCGGCCCCGCCCCGCCGCACCAACUCCCUGCACCCCAGCAGGCUGAGGCGGCGCUCGCGGGACGUGCCGGACGCCCCCGCCCCGUCCCCGAGCCUGGCCUACUCCGCCGACCAAUCGCAGGUCUCCUCCUCCUCCUCCUCCUCCUCUACGGUGGCCAGCCUGCCCAAGAUGCAGGGUAACGGGUUCCACAGGACCCUGUCCCCCUCCAGCGGCUACUGCAGCCAGAGCCCCGUGCCCACGCUGUCCCCCUACUCUGGAAACCCCACCCAGCAGCGAGCUCCGCCCGCCCUGCCCAAGGCCUCUUCUCUCAUGACGGCCGUCCUCGGUUUUGGGGGCGCCCCCCCGGACGUUCCAGCGCACCCUAAAGUGAAGGCGCCCACACCCCCGCCCCCCGAGACCUGGAUCCACGACCAGCGGAGCUUCGACCUGCUGUGCGGCCCCCUGAGCGUGCAGAGGAACCUCUUCGUGGCCCUGCAGAAGGUCCGGCUGGAGAGGCAGCGGAGGCAGGCGCAGUGCCCCCUGGUGGCCGGAGGGGAAGCUUCGGCAGCGGGCCAGAGGAAAGAACCGCCCCCGGUCAUGAAAAAGACCGGCUUGGUUAAAACGGAGGUGCUCAAACACGCCGGUCCCGCGGCGGUGAGGAAGGGUAGCCCGCUGACGCAGGUCUAUGUGCAGACCCCGCCUCCUUCUCCUCCCCCCGCCCAUCACCCCCCGCCCCCGCCAGCCAAGGAAACGCCUCCCUCCUCGGUAUCGGAUUCGGCCUGGCCCCUCCCCCCGCCGCCCGCGGUGGAGCUCCUGCCGGCGGCCGUGUUUGAAGGGCCGGACGAGACCGACUUCCUCCCGCCCCCCCCUUUGCAGGAGGGAGCGGGCAGCCCCCCCGUCUCGGCCAACGUUCAGCUUGUGCCCCCCGUGAAAACGACGCCGCUGGUAACGGCGCCCCCCACAUUGGUUACCGUAAAAUCCAUGCCGCCGGCUGCCCAGGAAGGCACGCCACCCGCUGCCAUAGUGACUGCUGUCAAGGCGAUUAUGCCCAACAACACAGCAAAGGUGACCCAGGCAUCGGCUGAGCCAGGAAGACCUCCUCCCUGUAGUACCAAUUCGCUAGAAAUGUCACUUUUACUACAGGGAAUCCCUCCCCCUCCAAAGGAAGCCCCGCCCCCUCCACCAGAUGCUCGAUCUGUACUACAGGGAGUCCCUCCCCCUCCACUGGGAAUUCCACCCCCUCCACAAGAAGCCCCGCCCCUUCCACCAGAAACCCGGCCUGUACUCCAGGGAGUCCCUCUCCCUCCACUGGGAAUCCCUCCCCCUCCACAAGAAGCCCCGCCCCCUCCACCAGAAGCCCCACCUGUAUUAAAGGAAGUCCAUCCCCCUCCACAGAAAGCCCCACCUGUACCACAGGAAGUCUUGCUCCCUCCACAGGAAGCCCCGCCUGUACCACAGGAAGUCCUGCCCCCUCCACAGGAAGCCCCACCUGUAACACUGGAAGUCCUGCCCCCUCCACAUGAAGCCCCACCUGUAACACAGGAAGUCCUGCCCCUUUCACAGGAAGCCCCAACUGUACCACAGGAAGUCCUGCUCCCUCUACAGGAAGCUCCACCUGUACCACAGGAAGUCCAGCCCCCUGCAGAGGAAGCUCCACCUAUACUUCAGGAAGUCGUGCCACCCACGCAGGAAGCCCCACCUGUACCACAGGAAGUCCUUCCCCCUCCAAAGGAAGCCCCUCCUGUAACACUGGAAGUCCUGCCACCUCCACAGGAAGCCCCACCUGUUCCACAGGAAGUCCUUCCCGCUCCACAGGAAGCCCCUCCUGUACCACAGGAAGUCCUGCCACCUCCACAGGAAGCCCCACCUGUACCACAGGAAGUCCCACCCCCUGCACAGGAAGCCCCACCUGUACUUCAGGAAGUCCCGCCCACUCCAGAGGAAGUCAAAACUUCAUUCCCAGCGGUGCCCACUGUGCCCCCACCUCCUCCGGCCCAGCCUUUGGAGGAGCAGACCCCUCCCACCUGUCCUGCAGAACCUGGCCCAACCAAUCAGGAGACUCAGAGCAGAGAGCCACAGGCAAAGAGCAGCCCUACUCCGAAGCGGGACGCCCGCGUUCCCAUGACUACGUCCACCCUGAUGCAGAUGGUGCGUAUGCGAGCGGGCGAGUCCACUGGAGCCCCCGUUCAGAACAGCAAGCCCAGGGACGCUGGGGAAAAACCGGGCCACGGCCAGAACCAGAACCAAAACCAGGCGGAUGGACAGAGCGCUGCUGAGAAGCCCAAGACCCUGCCUGUAACAGCUCCGCCCCCCACCAUCAACCACCCACCUCCCGCCACUGGCUCCGCCCCCUCCAUGAGGCUCCAGGAGGCCAUCCGCAUGAAGACGGCGGCCAUGUCCCGUCUGGGGUCCCGCUCGCCUCGCUCCGCCUCCCCCUCCCCCAGCCCCUCCUCCCCCUCCCCUUCCUCCCCCUCCCCCGCCUCCCCCUCCCCUGCCUCCCCCUCCCCCGCCUCCACCGCCAGCUUCAUCUUCGCCAAGAGCCCCCGAAAGGUCGUCAUAGAGACGCCCUCGUCGCCCGAGGGGCAGGCGGGGCUGAAGGCGGAUCUCGCGGCCGAGCUGGCGCGGGUCACCGGUCCCGCCAAAAACGCCAAGGUCCCGCCCCCUGUGGCCAAGAAGCCCGCGCAGCACACUGACCAGGCCCCGCCUCCCGACCAAACGGCGACCGAAAAUGGCGGGGUGGCCGCGCCCGCCGAGGAGACGCCAGGAGCUCUUCCAAAGGAGAACCCCGAAUCAUCAAAUGCCAAACCAGCAGGUGGCGCACAGCCCGCAAGCACAGACCAAGUGACCUUAUCGCCACCGCCUUGAUCAAUGGACCGACUGACCAAUCAGGACUGUGGGACAUAGUCUCUCAUUGGCCAUUUGUGAGGGAGGUGAAUUAAGUGCAGGUGUCAAGAGAAGGGGGAAAAAAGAAAGUCAGAGAAAGUGAGAGAUGGAGAUGGAGAGGGAGAGGAGAGAAAAGAAAGAAAAGACAUGGAACCAUUGGGAAAAAAAGACUGAAGCCUUGAGAAGACUUGGUGGCCUUAUAACAGCCUUUGUGUUUAUGCAAGAAAGGUGUUGGUCUUUAAUUUCUUAUUAAGUUACAGCUUUUUUGAGCAUUUUUCUGAAUUCCAGAAAGACAUUACUCUGGCUGCUGCCGAAUGCCAUGUCUCCUGGCACAGGGUGGACAAAAAACAUUUGUUUCUGAGGAGUUUUGCUGAAUUCACUGGCAGUUUGGUGAGGCGGUUGCACACAAGGUUUCUCUCUAGUGGUGCAAGAGGAGGAUGACCACCAAGACAUGGUUCAGGUGUGCUUGUUGCUUUGUAUUCAUAAAAAACUGGACACUAUAUCACUUAAAAUAUGCACUAUUCUUUCAUCUAGUUGUUCUGUUAAUCAUCAAAAUCAUCACUGUCGUCACAAUUAAACUAAUUGUUUCCUGUAUAUCACAUAAGCCAUCCAAUCCAAUAUGGAAACACAAAUAUGAGUAUUUUCUUUUCUUAUUUUUAGUGUGGUUUCAUCAUUGUAAUUUAGUGGUCUGUUUUUGUGUAGGAAUGAGUAGCCUAUUCCGGCCGGGGAGUCCUGCAUUCACUACAAAGAAAAGAGUAUAUUUACAGAGCUAAGCUACAACAGCACUUUGUGCGGUAAAUGAGCCGCACCUUGUUUUUUAUGGUUGUUUUUUUUUAUUUUUUAUUUUAAUAUUCCUUAAGAUAGCAUUAUGGCACAGCCAUUUUUGAGACCUGUAUUAUGUUAAAUGUGGGCUGGAACUGCUGUUCAUCUUAACUGCUGCGGGGAGUGGGGGGGUGGGGGGGGGGAUGCAUGGCUUUUAAACUCUGUUCCCCUUCAGAGCUCAUGCAGUACAUACACACCUGCUCUACAGGGCCUGUUACACUGUCUGAUUCGAAACCACCACGGUUUUUUCUGUGUGCACCUGAUGUCAUGUCUCGAACCCGUCUCCCUGAACAGGUGCCCCCUCUCCCAUUUUCCCCACAGACUCUCGUUAAAAGACGGUUUGCUCCCUGAAGAGGUUGGUGUUACAGGCAGACAUAAACUUAACAUGAAAAAGUAUUUUUUUUAAAUCAGAUCAUAAAUUUCAUUUACCUUUGUUUCCUGUUGGUAAAAUACCGUUUUCUUCUCUCGUACUAAGUAACAUAUGGUUAUAUGUAUGCGGUGUCCUUUAUGUAAUUUUUUUUUUGAUAAUCGUUUUCUUCUUGUAAAUUUAAAAUGAAUAGACAACAGUGUUGCUCAGUUCAGAGGGCGUGGUCACAGGACACAUGGGCGGACCGAAGGUGGACAGGAGAGCUGUUGAUAUAUAGCCACACCCCCUUCAUGUGAGGUGUAUUUUAGCCACACAAGACUAACCUUGCCCA